GUCACGUCAAAGAAUCCAACGUAAAUAUAGCAAAAUAAUUAACCGAAUUCGAUUUCGCGAGUUUAACGGACGCUUUAUAUUUAGCCAUAAGAUGAAUAUUAGUGUAUUAACGCCUCAUUAAUGUCAAACGUCCCCGUGAGGGCGGGGCUUGUGGGAUCGCGCGCAGGUCUCGUGUCCGGCACCGUGUAUCGUGUUGUGCGUGACUGACGCUCCGCUGCGGAACGCUCUCAGAACGCUGUUCUAACGCUUUAUAUCGAGGAGGACUGCACAGAGAGCCUGUUUUUAUCGUCUCUGGGGAUCCCCGGUUACCGGAUGAAGUCACGGUCAUCGCGACACACUCAAGCUCGUACGGAGGAACAGGAUGAGCACGGGGCUGAAGGAUGAAGCUCACAUGAGAGACAUGGCCAGGUUUAAAAACCAAAGGAUGGAGAAGUCCAAGCCGGAGUCUGAGAGGGACUCGGGCUUCUCAGACGGUGGCUCGGUGGAUCAGACGGACACAGACGGUGUGUCACGGUCGUCCUCACGAUCAUCACAGCUGACCGCAGCAGUGGACAGAGCUCUGAGCCUCUCGCCAGUCAUCCUCAUGAACCACGUGCUUCUACAGCAGUCUGGUGAAAACGCUUCGUCUUUGAAGCCCUGGGCCUUCAGUCCGUCGGUGGAAGUGGUUCCUCGUCCUCAGGUGGUCUUCCUUCAACCCGUGGUCCCGCAGAGAUCCGCCCCGGUGCCUAAGGGACCCCUGUCUAAACGCCGUCGCCACAGAAAGUACCUCCCUAUCCUCAAAUCCUACCCUAAAAUCGCUCCUCAUCCCGGAGACGGGGCGCGUGAGAGCAGCAGCAGCUCUGCUUCCAGUUCCAGCUCCUCUUCCUCAGUCAAGAGCUCGUCUUCCUCACGCGAUCAGAAAGACUCGUCUGCUAGUGUGCAGUUACCCAGCGCUCUUUCAGCGUCCGUCGAGUCACAUGCAGCCAAACACCGACCCGAAUCCACAGACGGGACAUUUAAUGCACACAAGAUAAAGCGCUUCUGCAACACUUACAACAUCCUCAGCAAGUCAGGCCUGCUGGACAUCACGCUGCGCACGAAAGAGCUGAUCCGGCAGAACCGGCGGACGCAGACGGAGCUGGAUCUCCUGCGAGAACACACCGACCUGUUCAUGCAAGCGCUGCAGACCGGAGACUCGUCCAUCUGGAGCCGGCUGCAGACGAACAUGCAAGAGGAGGACCGAGGGAAGGACAGGACGCUGCGAGACGAAGAGAACAUGAAGUGACACGAAGACGC
This is a messenger RNA of Carassius carassius (crucian carp), 1275 nucleotides long. RefSeq names its product CLOCK-interacting pacemaker b (gene cipcb). Gene Ontology annotation, cellular component: nucleus. The record is from RefSeq and is a predicted model, not a curated record. Gene Ontology annotation, biological process: negative regulation of circadian rhythm; negative regulation of DNA-templated transcription. NCBI's taxonomy places the organism in Eukaryota, Metazoa, Chordata, Actinopteri, Cypriniformes, Cyprinidae. The coding region runs from base 362 to 1264 and encodes 300 amino acids. The transcript is spliced from 4 exons.